Molecule: messenger RNA, 4735 nt
Organism: Brassica rapa (field mustard)
Lineage: Eukaryota; Viridiplantae; Streptophyta; Magnoliopsida; Brassicales; Brassicaceae
Product: E3 ubiquitin-protein ligase RZFP34
Biological process (GO): ubiquitin-dependent protein catabolic process; protein ubiquitination
Cellular component (GO): nucleus
Molecular function (GO): ubiquitin protein ligase activity; zinc ion binding
Source: RefSeq, a predicted model, not a curated record
GGAAGUCGCUCCAGGGCCGAUUUUUGGUGUGUCCGGGCGAGAGGUCGCGAGCGACUUUGGUGUGUCGCUCCAACGGGUCGCUCUGGAUCGGGAGCGACCUUGGUAGGUCGCUCUGAGAGGUCGCUCCAGGCUUCGCUUCGUGUCGUCUCGCCAUAGAGACGCGAGCGACCUCGGGGUGUCGCUUUGGGAGGUCGCUCCGAGAAGGGUGUGAGAUGCGAGCGACCUCGGUGCGUCGCUCUGGGCAAGUCGCUCUAGCUUCCUACGGGAUGAAUAUGGCGAGCGACUUCACGGGGUCGCUCUAGCUAGGUCGCUCUGAGAGGUGCUUUGGAGCGACCUCAUGACGUCGCUGCGGAACCUCGCUCCCAUGCUCUGCUCGUCCAAUGAUCACCUGUUUCACGUCCUUUAAGCUCCAAAUGCAUCCAAAUGUCCCCAAGAACUCCAUGUGGCACUCCAACACCUAAUGAGGACAAUGAAUGCAAAAUGCAACCUAGACAUGGCUAAAUCCUAAUCUAUAUGAUGAAAAUGCUAAUGGAUGAAUGGAUAAAACAAUGCAAAUAUGCAAGAUAUCAAUAAUUCAAAAGAUAAAUUAUUAUGUAUAUUUAGAUAUGUUGGAUAAAUAUAUUGCUAUAUUUUAUUAGAUAUUUUAGCCGUGUAACAUUUAAUCUUAGCAUCUAAUUCAAAUAUUUAUUACUGUUUGUUAUUUAUGGUUUGUUACGACACACCAAAAAAUUAUUGUAGCCGGCUAACUCAAUUUACAUUACAAUCUCUUUAUUUAUAAUCCGUAUAAAUGAAACCAUAUAUGUAUCAGUUUUGUCAACUGGUCUUGGCAUAUAAAAUAAUAUCCGGCUAAAAUUUGUAUUGUCUCGAAAAAAUGUAAAUGUCUAUCCAACAAGAGCAAACACUAUCAAACCAAUCACUGAACUUGCCUGCAAAAAUGAACCAGUGUGAGAUGUGGUAGAAUGUCAAACAAUGAACUUGCAUGAACAAAAGCUAAAAAAUUAAACCUUCCAAAAAUCGUAGCACAUGCUUGACCAUUUUCAUUUGGCUGAGAAUAGACUACAUCAGAUCCCGAAAAACGCAUCACAACACAAGCCAUAGUCACUAGACAAAAUAACUAUAGAUCGUUCUUGAAAAUAGGUUAAUUAGAUGGUUAAGUUUUGAGUUAUCUGUUAGAGGAGACUGAAAAGAUUACCAACAUAAUAAAAAAAUCUUUGCCAACAGAAGAAUGGGAAACUAAGAUUGAGGCUUAUAGAAUUUUGAAUUCCUCAUCAUGUUUCUCUGUUGUAGAAUCAGCAUCCGAUACAGUUGGCGGGUCAGCUUGAGUUAAUAUCAAGGGGCAGAUACCAAUUGAUAUAACAAAGAAAAAAACAUUUAUUGGAACGAUAGACACCACACCACUACAUCAAAACUUUCAUCGAAAAUCUACUAAAGCAAGAAAACAAUCAAGUACGAAAACACAGAGCAAUCAAAGAAAAUAGUUGGAAAAAAAUUAAAGAGUGGGUUUUGACCAAAAAAAAAUUAAAGACUAGGCAAAAAAGAAUACAAUCCAUAGCGUUCUUUUCAGUGGACAUUACCAAUCUUCAAGAUAAAAAUUGUUGGUCUUUCUCUCUUGCCUCCAUGAUGCUUAUUCUUCUACCAUCUCUUCACGCUUCUUCCUCCCUACGAGCUUCUCGGUCAACAAAUGGAGUCGAGCAUGCACGUUGGGGCAGAGAUUGAGGAGCGUGAAUACACGCGCCACCGCGAGCUCGACGAAGAGGAGGGAGAAGGUGGGGGUUUCUUAUUCAGAAAAAUCCAUUAAACCUUUUGAAAAUCAGUAAUAUGACACAACAAUUACAAAGUAUCAAGCUGGGUAUAAGGAAGAGAGAGUACGAAUUUGCAGAGAUAGAGGGUAUUAAAACAAGUUUAGUAGAGGAAAGAGGUGAGUGUAAUACAAAAAGUAAUUAAUAUCUUUGACAUUGGAAUAAGAAAAAUGAUUUCGUUCGAGAUAUGUUGUGAAAAUAAAUUUUUGCUAAAGCUAUAAAAAAUUACAAAGAUUAUUAGUAUUUUGGUAGCAUAAUAACAUAGGGGUAGAAGAGUCCAAAACAUUUAUCAAACAGUGCCACACAGUAUUUUAGGGUAUAUAACUAAAUACACUAAAAAGCUUUGGUAGGGAGUGCAAAUACUCUAUUAUUUUUAAUAAAUAAAAAGAUAUUAAUACACUAUAUUGUUAGUAUAUCCAAGCUGGGUCAUCCAACGGUCUAGGGUGAUGCAUUUGAUAAAUCUUGUGACCUAAAUAAAGUUUAUGUAAAUAACUAUGUAUUAAUCGAUUUUUGUAUAGUGGAUAGUCGCGUAAAACGUACAUCAACUAAAGUAGUAAUAGUGUUUGAGUGGUGAGAAUAUAAAAAUAAUGGAUCUAUACUAAUGAGCCAGCAAGUGGAAGGAUCCUAUCCAAUCCUAUCUUGUUCUGCUUUUAAAAAGACAAGACAUGUGAUUGACAUUGGACACACUAUAAAACCUGGUUCUUAAACUGGCGCGCCAACUGAAUCAAAUCUAAUACCGAGUGUUUGCUAUGUUAAUAAUUUAUCAUAGACUUCAAUUUUCUCUUAUAUUAAUAAUAAAACCUUUUUUAUUUGUCAAUAUACUAUUUUUAUUAUUUCUUCCAGAAACGUGAAUGCAUGGCCGGCGAUGAACAUAGAGAGAUCAGUGAAAAAUUGACCAAUAUUCUCCAAUUUUUUAAGAUAAUAUUUAAACCUAAAUUCUCAAAUUUACAAUUUUUAUCGAAACUUUCACUACAUCGUUUACAGUCCUAAAAUUUUAGGAUCAGUUCUGCAUGAAUAGCUUUUCCAGAGAAAGAGGAGAUAUUUCAACAAAAAUGCAACCUGAAAAUAUAAAAUUUCGAAAAAGCAAAGGAAUUCAAUUAACCAAAAUAGAAAAUAAAUAUUUAUGCAAUUUCCAUUUUCCUAAUCACGUACAUAGAUUUGUUGAUUAGGCCAAAGUAAAAAAUCUAACGUGUAGCUGUAGCCGAGUUAUCACCUUGCGUCUCAUAUAAAAUAAAGAUCCCACCUGCUUUCUUUUCUUCUCUGCAACUCCAUUAACAAACAUCUAACCAUCUCUUCAGUUUACGUUAACUCUCGACGAGACCUUCAAUUCUGAGUCAGCCACUGAUCUGAAAGCAGGAAAGAUCAAAACUUUAACAGUAAACAUGGAGAUUGGUUUCCAAGAAAAUGAUCAAAAUCAAGAACUUGACUCUCACGUUACGCAUCUUAUGGAGAUUAGUUCUGGGUAUUACGGGUAAACAACACUCAUCAAAUCUUCUUUUCAAACUUCUUCUUUGUUGGUCACUAAAGCUAAGUUUUUUUUUCCCUUCUUUUCCUUCUUUUGUCUUUAGGUGCUCACAUUAUAGAAGACGAUGCAAGAUCAGAGCACCAUGCUGUGAUGAAGUAUUCGAUUGCAGACACUGCCACAACGAAGCUAAGGAUUCUCUUCAAACUGAACAGCUCCUUAGACAUGAUCUUCCUCGACAUGAUGUUUCCAAGCUCAUAUGCUCGCUUUGUGAGACAGAACAAGACGUCCAGCAAAACUGCUCCACUUGUGGUGUAUGUAUGGGGAAGUACUUCUGCUCAAAAUGCAAAUUUUUCGACGAUGAUGUAAGCUUCUCCAAUCGAUUUAUUUCUUAUAAACUGGAAGUUGUACCAACAAAACUCAACACUGGCUGUUUCAGCUUUCCAAGAAGCAAUAUCACUGCGAUGACUGUGGGAUAUGCAGGAUGUUGCUACUCCAAAGUUUUGGAGGACAAGCACCGGUGUCUGGAAGGCGCAUUGCAUCACAAUUGCCCGGUUUGUUUUGAGUAUCUUUUUGAUUCGACAAGAGAUAUCACGGUCCUGCGAUGUGGUCACGCUAUGCAUUUAGAAUGUACCAAAGAUAUGGGGCUGCAUAACCGAUACACAUGCCCUUUAUGCUCUAAAUCGAUAUGUGACAUGUCCAGCGUGUGGAAGAAACUUGAUGAAGAGGUUGCUGCUUACAAAAUCCCAAAAGUGUACGAAGACAAGAUGGUAUGGAUUCUUUGCAACGACUGUGGUUCAAACACGAAUGUUCGGUUUCAUUUGAUCGCGCAUAAGUGCAGUAGCUGCGGUUCAUACAAUACUAGAAAGACGCAGAGAGGACCUAAUACUCACUCUUGCUCUUCAGGAGGUCCUCAGGUUGUUGGUUUAACCGGUUAGCUAAAACCUGAACCAGAACUGGUUUGGUGUCUGAAUUUCCCAAGGGGAGACUAUCUGUGUACUUUCUUAACUAUAGUAUUAGUUAAUGAACCAGGCAAAUCCAUGAGUUAUAUAGACAAGAAGAUCCGGCUUCAGAUCUUCAGGACCCACCCGAACCGACAAAGAAAUAGCUUCGAGUUUUCAGACCUUUACGUUGUUGGGUUUUACUAACGACUUCUCACCCAUUUCUCCCUAAAAGCAACAAUAUUAAUUAAAUUAUCUCAAAGUUAAAAAAUCAUUAUAGCGCAUCCCCACAAAGGCGACAAGCAAGUAAGCAACCUCUUUAAUUACUAAAUUUCAGUUACUGCGCGCAGACAAAAACAAAUUACAUUAUGAAGCUAAAGUCUUGAGCUUCAGAGAUUAACAUAAUAUCAGUGGGAAAAACCCUCAACAUAAUAAAAACAAGAAAAGAAACCGUAAUUCAACACAUCAUGGAGCCAAACACAUGAGUGUGAAAACGGAUUUGAGAUACAAAACCCUCAAAAAGAAAAAAAAAA